Messenger RNA from Pseudophryne corroboree (corroboree frog), 1048 nucleotides. RefSeq names its product gamma-glutamylamine cyclotransferase (gene GGACT). The transcript has 2 exons. Gene Ontology annotation, molecular function: gamma-glutamylaminecyclotransferase activity. Bases 131 to 598 code for a protein of 155 amino acids. Gene Ontology annotation, cellular component: cytosol. Lineage: Eukaryota; Metazoa; Chordata; Amphibia; Anura; Myobatrachidae. The record is from RefSeq and is a predicted model, not a curated record.
GGAAGCGUGCAUUCGCGGGAGGGGGGCAGCAACCCCCGGUGAAUGCUGCUUCCUUAUUGUACCUGCACUUAGGAGAUGUCAGACUGACAAGCGCGGCGCAAAUACGAGACGUACUGCAGUGGGGCAGAAAAUGCAUAACAUCUUUUUAUAUGGCACCUUGAAGAAGGGGCAGCCAAACUACCACAAAAUGACAGACCCUAAGCUUGGAAAAGCUGUAUUUCAAGGCACAGGCCAAACAGUAGACAAGUAUCCACUGGUCAUCGCAGAAAAAGCCAACAUACCAUUUCUUUUGAAUAUCCCAGGAAUUGGCCACCAUAUUGUUGGAGAGAUAUAUUUGGUUGAUGACCAGAUGCUACAAUUCCUGGAUGGGUUUGAGUGUUGCCCAGACAUGUACCAACGCACUGUUAAGAGGAUUGAAAUCUUGAAUUGGAAAGAUAGAGAUGAGUCACCUGAGGAGAGAACAGCUGGUGCCACCAUGGAGUGUUUUGUCUAUAGCACGACCAGCUACCGGCCUGAGUGGCUUAGUCUACCUCACCUUGACUGUUAUGAUUCCUUUGGGACACACGGCCUGUGUUAUGAUCAUCAUCUGGACACAUAACAAAUGUGGCCACAUCAACACAAUAGUCAUUUUUAUAUCUAAUUGUACUACAAUAAACUAAUUUAAAAUAUAUAUAAUUUUAAAGUAUUCCACAUGAAAUGCAUUUUCUGUGUAAAUUAUACAGGCUAUAAAUGCAACAUAUGUUGAUGUGACUGGUGUUUUGUUUCCUAGGUCAUAUAUUAGUUAUAAAAUAAAACAUUUUGAUUAUAAAUGAUUUGAAUCACAAAAUGUUAAAAAUCACUGGACUACCCCAAUGAUAUGUAUCGUCAUUACAACCUGAAGUUUCACCAAAUUUCUGUGUAAUCUGUGCUCAGACCUUUAUGAUUAUGCUACAUCAAUAAAUGCUCUCAUGAUAGGACCUAAACUCUGUCACCCCUGCAAAAUGACACCAGUAUAUGUUAAAGCAUUACACCAAAAGAUAUCCUAAAUAAUAAAAAAAAAUGUAAUUAC